AUGACAUCAUUCUCUUUCGUGUCUUGUUUAACGUUCGAUGCUGUAAGUAGUAAACCGUUGAUUGGAAUUGCUGCCUAUUUCAGUCCCUUGCUGGGAACAGUAGCUGCCUUCGGUUUACUGUUACAUUGUAAUGUAGAAUAUGUUGAUUCGAACGUUGCUGUUGCUUUCCUGACAAUAGAAAGAAAAUCAACCAGGAACGAAAAUGUUUUGAAAAUUUUCAAGUCUAUAAAAAAUUUUCCCGAAUAUCUGGGUACUUUUCUGAGUAACAAAGUUACGAAAAUAAUAGUAAUAUUUUCAUCCAUUUCCCUAUUAGCAGGAGCAAUUUACAAUAUUAAUUCAAUAAAACAAGGACUAGAUUACACUGAUAUUUUUCCAUUUAACUCAUACGCUGCUAAAUAUACCAAAAUAUAUUAUCAAUAUUUCACCGAAUAUCCUCACAGAGUACAACUAGUGUUUAAUCAAACUCUCGACUACUCAAAUCCAACUGUUCAAAUGGAUAUAGAAAACAUUUUAAGGACAUUCGAAAGUGCUCCUUACAUGACUGGACCCAAUUAUACCGAAUGUUGGUUGAGGGAAUAUUUGACUUAUAUUCGCGAUUCUAGAAUAAAUUACUUGAUUAAAGAUUUUGAUGUAAAUACAACGCAGGGAUUUCUAGAAGGACUGAAAAAGGUGUUUUUCAGAUUUAAUAGUGGAAUAUUUGAAAGUGAUAUCGUAUGGAAUAACGAACGUGAUCAAAUUGUCGCUUCGAGAUGUUUACUUACUUAUCGCAACGUCAGAAGCGGAAGUGAUGAAAAAUUCUUUAUCGAAGAAAUACGUAAAAUUGCAGCUGAGAGCAAAUAUGAUGUGUUUGUUUAUAACACGUGGUUUGUAUUGUACGAUCAAUAUUUAAAUAUGUUUGUAAUGUACUUCAAAGCCAUAGGAAUCGCUAUUGUUUCGGUAUUUGUUAUAUUCUUUACAUUUAUAUCUGACAUAUCUUACAGUAUUGUUGUGUUACUUACGGUUAUUUGUAUUCAAGUAGAAACUUUGGGUUAUGGAAGUGCUUGGAAUGUGGGUUUAAACCUUAUUUCUGUAAUGUUUUUAAUUAUGAGUGCAGGAUUUUGUGUUGAUUACUCGGUGCACAUCGCUCAUGCUUACAAGAAUUGCAAAGAAACAGAUCCUAGUGAGAAAAUAAAAGCAUCCUUGCAAUGCAUAGGAUAUCCGAUUGUUCAAGGAUGUUUAUCUACUGUCAUUGGAGCAUUUGUUUGCAUUUUCGGGCCGUCUUAUUUGUUAAUUGUAUUUUUUAAAGUAAUUGUUUUAGUUAUGAUAUUCUCAGUGUUGAACGGUCUCAUUGUAUUACCCAUUAUUCUUAGUAUGGUCGAUUCCGUUCAUAUUCCUUGGAAAAAACAAAUAAAUAUUCUCGCUACACGAUAA
Centruroides sculpturatus (bark scorpion) is the source of this 1410-nucleotide messenger RNA. Its product is annotated as patched domain-containing protein 3-like. Bases 1 to 1410 code for a protein of 469 amino acids. Lineage: Eukaryota; Metazoa; Arthropoda; Arachnida; Scorpiones; Buthidae. The record is from RefSeq and is a predicted model, not a curated record. Gene Ontology annotation, cellular component: plasma membrane; cytoplasmic vesicle membrane. The transcript has 2 exons.